Molecule: messenger RNA, 8065 nt
Organism: Homarus americanus (American lobster)
Lineage: Eukaryota; Metazoa; Arthropoda; Malacostraca; Decapoda; Nephropidae
Exons: 14
Coding region: 1070-4345 (1091 amino acids)
Biological process (GO): intracellular signal transduction
Cellular component (GO): cytoplasm
Molecular function (GO): guanyl-nucleotide exchange factor activity
Source: RefSeq, a predicted model, not a curated record
AAACAAACCCCCGGUAGAGGCAGACGGUGGUGGCGGUGUCUAGCCUCGGUAUCUUUAGUUGGUAAAUUAACACACCAUACCCGUACCCAUAAGUGCUCCCAACACCUUAAAACAAGUGCUCUCAGGAAAGUGUCGUGUGAGAAAGUGACUGAGAGGAGGGGGGACAUCCAAGCUCAAGCCAAGCCCGUGUAGACAGUGUAAUUGAUCGUGGUGUUGUUAGGUGAAGUGACCAUUACCGUUUCUUAUAACGGUAUAUUAACCUUACCUGUGUGACGUUAACAGUGAACAGUAACCUAGACACCGUAGAUAAGAAAUAACAUUACCAGAAAUUUGAAUCGUUUCUUAGUGGAUAUAAUGAAAGGACUUUAAUGGGUGGUUAUGUUAGGUUAAUUAGUGACUGGAUAGGUUAACUAAUGACACUAAAUUAACUAAUGGUGACUUAUUAUUUACAUGUCAUUUUGUUAACUAAGCUGAAAUUUAAUCUUUUCCUGUGAUGGUUAAUAGAUGAGGCCGUAGUUAACAUUGCAAAAUAGGAAUGUUUGUUUACACUUCUCGAAAGGGCGGGAAAAUCAAGCUACUCAAGACGAAGCUAAAGCAAACGAACUCUAGUGAUCUGAGACUUAUAUAACAAAAAACAUAUAAGUCUUCUGGAAUACUUAAAAUAUUACCCAGAGUUUUUAAGUAUUAUCAGAAUGAAUUAUUUGAGAAUUAUCCUCAAUAUGUGAAGAGGUCAGUGUAAAUGAUAGCGUACGUGUGUGGUAACGAAUAUUGUGGUUUUAAGAGGUAUUUUGGUGUGAGGUAAUUACUAAUGGACAGUUGUAACUAAACGCUGGGUAAUUAUGCCUCACGUGUGUAGCUGUGAUAAAAGAAAACAACUCAAAAAGUGAUUAAAGAUAUUGUGUUGUGUCCCCUCAAGAUGGCGGCCACUAGUUUUGCGUCAACAUGGUGGCUCUCUGUGGGUCUGAAUCACAGCCAGCAGGUGUGAGUGAAUCAAGACCAAGGCGCUGAGUGUUUCCCCCGGAAGGUUGUUUGUUCCUUGUUUGAUCGGUCCCUGGGAGGCGCUAAGGCCAUGGAGACCUCAGUGGAGACCAUCCUGCCCCCCGCCCCCAGCCCCUUCUCCUCCUGUGGCAUCCCCGCCCCGGCACCCCCCACCAGCCUCCACGACGCCCGCCCUGCCUUGUCUCCCAUACAUUUCGAGGUUUCUUCUUCCCCUCAGUCACCCACCUCCUCCACUGCCUCCUUCACCUUCUCCCCGGUAACUCCUUCUAGCUCCUCGAGCGUCUCUUCCACGUGCUUUACCAUCUCCUCCUCUUCCCUCUCUUCCCCUUCCUCCACUUGUGGCGUCUCACAAACUACGUCUACCCAUUCCUUCCCCGUCACCAUCGCCAUCACCAGCAGUAGCUCAGAGAAGGGGCGUGAUGGCCAACAGUGUCACACGGGGUCGUCACGGGCCCAGGAGGAGGAAGCUGGUGGACCUCCCUCAGACUGUGACAGCGAUGUGGUGGAUCUGAUGAAGGUGAUGAAGAGGAAAGAGGCACCACCUGACGCAGACCUCCUACACGAGGACCUCAGCACCACAGAGGACGACGACGAUGAUGAUUUCAUGGUCCAUUUCGCCCACACGGGACGUAAGACUGCGGAGAUGACGUCACAACCCGAACUACUGACGCAGAUAUCGGAGCUGCAGGAGGCGGUGGUGGGGAUGAAGGGGACGUUGACGGAGGCGGUGACGAGGCUGAGCACUGUGGUAGACGACCCCAGCUUGUCUCGGGAGGUGCAGGACGCCCGCCAGAGAUGUGACGACAACACAGCCGAGGUCCUUAAGUUGGUGCUCUCACUCAAGGCUGAUAUCACCUCGCUUCAGAAGGAGGUGUCGUCGGUGAGUGAGCGCCAAGAGACUAUACAGACCUCCAUCAAACAGCUGUUGGACGAACGAAGAUUACUGGUGUCCGACCUUUCCCAGGCUGGCGUCAUCUCCAUCCACACCAGGUCAAAGUUGGAAGGUCGCAGCAAUUCCACAACAGAGGGCGUGGCCACAGCACCUGGUCGCUCAGGCUCGGGCAGCCACAGCAACGAUUCUGGUGUGGCAUUACUGCUGGAGCGCGCCCACCAGGCCUUCACCACAGACCACACACCCUCACCCACACCCACCAAUCAGAGAGCCUCAGACCAGGACUCCCUCCCCGAGCAGCCGUCACUCCUUGUGCCUCCAUCUGUGUACGACUAUGUGGCCGGCCUAAGGUCCCAUGCCCACCCAGUCUCCUCCUCCCAUGCUGUCCCGCCUCACACUGACUCUGCACACAAUAGACAGAGUGUGAGCGCUACUGUAGGUGGGGACAGUGAAGACCUGGGUCUGGUGUAUGACUCGGAUUCAUCACUCACCAUUGCUGCCAACAAAACCAUCAGCCUCAGCACCUCCCUCAGUCAACAGUGUGGUAUUGAACUACGCACAGCCCAUAACGCACCUCCUGCUCACGACCACCACCACUCACACAACCACCAUCACAACCGAUUAGUCACUCACGACCGCUCACACACCCGGUCAGACUCUGAUGGUUCUGAUCAGUCCCGAGAUGCUAAACACCGCCACAGACGCCGCUCUCAUGACCACGCAAGAGAGAGCACUGACCCAUACACAAUGGUGGUGACUCGUGGCCGUAGCCUCCUGACUGACCCCCGUGACCCACGAGAGGCCCAGCGGUACCGCGUGGCUCGGGAGUUGCUGGACACAGAGAAGAAAUACUGCAAGACACUGUGGACUAUCCAGGACACCUUUGCUGACCCACUCAAGAAGGCAGGGAUACUGUCUCACAAAGAUAUAACCACCCUGUUCCCUGAGGAGGUUUACCAGCUGUACGACAAGCACUGCCUACUCCAGCAUCAGUUGAGGGAGCGUCUUGCCUCCUGGAAGUGGCAGCCAUUGGUGGGCGAUAUAGUCUCUCGAUUCACCGAUCCUCGACACACAGACGUCCUCCGUCUCUACACCGCCUACGUCAAUGACUUCCCGGAGGUGCUCAAAACGUUCCACAAACUGUGUCGUACAUCUCAGCCCUUCACUAAGUUUAUCAAGGGAUGCUUAGAGCAGCCAGCGUGUGGAGGGCUAGACCUCGGGGCAUUCCUAUUGACCCCUGUCCAGCGUGUACCUCGAUACAUCCUCCUGAUGAAGCAGCUGUUGAAGUACACAGACUCCCAACACCCGGACUACCAGCACUUACACUCGUGUCUCGACCGUCUGAGGGACUUCCUGGCACGGCUUAAUGACUCCAUGGAGCAUUCCUUCCAGCUAGUUCAUGCCCAACUCUCCCCUCAUGGACCCAUGCCCGGCUCUUCACACCACCACCCUCCCCCUCCACCACCUCCUUCAGCCCAUCACAGGUCCAGUAAUACUUCUGCAUAUCUUUCCAAAAGGCCCGGACGCUCACCACGAAGAUCAUGUUCCUCCAUAGGCAGCCCACCCGUCAGCCCCAGUAGCCCCACAUAUAGCCCUGAUAGAACAAGUCUUGGGUGCAGCCCAGAGAGACAACACCAUUCACCAAGCUGCUCUCAGUCUAUAGGAAGUCCACAACGAUCACACAGUAGUGCCACACAGCCAUCUUGUCGUCCAAGGUCUGUAUUCUUAGAUACCAGGUCUUCGUCUCUCCCUCGGGGGUCGGCCAGCUCCAGCAGUGGAUCAAGGGAAAGUGCCCCUUCACCGAGCAAUGAGUUCCCGCGCAUAAGGUCUCGCAGUGAGAGUGUUGCCUCACGACGGCCACUUCCAUCCCACACCCACCACCUGGCACAGACUCUAGUCACCCAAGAUGGACCUCGACCACUAGUUCCAGCUCAUUCUGUGGUGGAUGUGACAGUCCACAGCAGCCCCAGCCAUGAGUCAGGGCAUUGGGAGGACCUAGCAGCAAGUGAACCCUCUCUGAAUGACCCUCGUCCAACUCACAACAUUUCCAGUGAUACCAGCAGGCCAUUAACUACUCAUGCACUCACCUCUGCUCACAGUGUACACAAUGUGGAUGGACAGCAGAAGUUGUCAACGCCCACCUGGACAGAAUCCUCCCAUCCAGAUGACCCUCGUGGAAAGAAAAAGUCAUCCAUCCGCACCUCCCUCAAGAACAUGUUCACCUUCAAGAAGAGCCGGCCGCCCCGUGCUCACCACCAUCACCACUACCACCACAGCCACCACCACCACCACCAUCAACCGUCACUAAGGGCGGGGGCCAGAGGGCGUGAGGAGGGGGACUACUGGGAAGCACCGCCAGCAGCUGAGUCUGUCUCCACCACCACCCAGCAACCCUCACUCUCAGUGGUGGGUGACUUUGUGGAUGAAGAUGGAAACCCUUGCUCCAAUGUCUGACUUGAUACACAUGACCAAAGCUGACAUUAUUUGACCUGGUGUAGAAGCAGCUACUGAGCCAGAAACUUCAUGACUUAGGUCUACCCAGUGACUUCUUUAUGACCUGUGUUAACCAGUGCUGUAUAUCAUUAUUAAAGAUAUGUAAAUAGCUUAGCCUGAUUCUCUGACACAUAAGUGACCUUGAGUAAGACUUGCAGUAACCUAGUGUGACUUACAAUGUGUAGCUGUGACUCUUUGCUUGGCCUCUUCAGUUAUUUGUGAUGUAUAAAUAAAGCUUCUCUUUGGAUUAAUUUCCAAAUGAUAUCUUGGUCGGCAAAUACUGUACUAGGCUGAAGAGACGGCCAUUCUUCAUUACUGUCAAGAUGAAGAACAAAUUCUUUUGUGUAAAGCUUUUGCCUGUCCACUUAGUGAAAUGCUACAACCCAACAUGCUUUAUAAAUACAGUGAUUCAGUGUAGUACAGUAUUAAAAUUUACUGUAAAUGAAAAUGCCCCCAAUGUGUUACAAAAUGUAAUUAGAAAGUGAUGAGGAAUUCAGUACAGUACUGUACUAUUAAUGCUUCUGCAAGUUUUCAGUUAAAGAGAGUUCAGCAAGAUCACUCCGUCCAGUACUGUGAAGCAGCUUAAGAAAUAUUGUGUUUAUUUAUUAUGAAUUUUAGUGUUCACUCAUGAGAGUCUGGAGUGUUUGUGAGAUGUUUCUGCUUUGACGUAAAUAACCUGACACUACUCCUUGUGCUAUAUCUGGUUGGUGUCAAUUCUUCAUGAGUAAAGUUACAAGACAUGUUUAUUCAUGACCAUCUGAGAAUCUCACAUUGUGUGUAAAUAUGUGAAUAGAAAAAGCCUCGCCACAGCUUCAUAGGUUUGUUGGGACGCCCAGACAAUAUGUACAAGUAGUUGGGUGAUGGCACAAAGCCUAUUAUUGUAUAUACAGUGCAGUGUUCUAUGAUGUAAGAUACUGUACUGUACCACAAUAACUCUGUUGCCAGUUAUGCAUGGGUUAGUGUUGAAUAUACAAGUUUAUGUAGAUAUACCCAUCUUAAUAGUGAGCUUCAUAUAACUAGACUCUGUAUGGGCCAUAAAGUGGUAAUGUUCAGCUAGUUCCCCUAGUAUAGUAUACAGUACAGUAUAGAGGUUUGAGGUAGUAGUUGCAGCUCACUGGUGACAACUGUUGCUAGGGCUGAAGAAACUCAUUUUAGUAGUGUGAUAAUUUUCAGUUAUGAGAUAAACAGUGGCAUUGGGAGACCUUACAUGUGCGUAGGUUGCCAUAUUGGAUGUCAAGUAGACAGCUUUAGUAAUAAUUGUCUUGGUCAUGAUGUCACUAUCAACUCUCAGUGUUGAACAAUCCAUUUAUUUUAUAUCUAACUAAUCAUCUAAUUCUUCAGAAGCUGACUCUUAAAUUAACUUAUAAAUUCCUCCUGUAUCGCAUCUUGGAGGCACCAAUGACCUUACCUCAUAGCUUGGAAUAACUGACAAAAAAGAGAGAACUUUUACACAUUGGUACACUAUGAUCUACAGUACUGUACGUAUAAUAGUAUUAAUAAUUUCAUGAGACCAGACAUAACCCACAAAUCUUCAUCUCAUUCUUGUUAAUCUCUUAGUUUUUUAUGGGUUAUGCAUAAACUAAACAGUAAAACAAACUCAGACUACUGCAGUAAAAUAUGAUACAGGUACUAAUAAUACUCUCAUGUCAAGACCUUAGUACAGUACUGUACCAUUGUUCUUCAAGCCCGGCCAUCAUGAAACACUGCCCACUGACAAAACUGAGAUAACUGAAUAAUGAUGAUGUCGACUUACUCUGGGGUCAGUUUAAUUUUUCCCACAUUUAAGUUAAAGAAAGUUAAAGUACUUUACUGUUAAGUCCUAUAAGCCUGUCAGACGCACUAGGGUGGGUGUUGGGUCAGAAAAUGAACUUUGUAUCCUCUCAGCCACUGCACCCCAACAUAGAUUAAGAAGUAUGAUAAAAAAGAGAGCAGUAGUAAUACAGUACAUGUUAAUGGAGUUCAUUGGUACAGUUGCGGAAAUGUGUUCCUACACCCUCUAUGGUAACCCGUGUCACCAAACGGCCAAACUAUAUGACCUACAGCAUCCCUACCCACCAAUCAUGUCUGCCGUUACAUGACCAAUACCCAUUCAGUCAAAAAUUAUGAUAAUACAACUGCGACGGUGCCAUUUGAAGACACGGGUUACCACGGGGUGAAGGAACACAUUUCCUCAACUGUACACCAGACAUGAUAAUAAAUUUGUAACAUUGUUUAUGCGAUUGAGUUGUUAGCACCUGAGUGAUCCAAGGUACCAGGUGUUUUUCCCAGUGGCUUCAUUUUACAGAGGUUUACAAGGCUCACACACUUGUAUACGUUGUCUUCCUCACCUUGCCGCUCACUCUGCUUGACAUCCAAUAUGGUGAUCAGAAUAAAGUGUGGCAUUCUCUAGUUUCAUAAGCCUGAAUUUGAAGGUGUUGUAAGGUUAUAAGAGGGGGAGGUAUUAACAGUACAAGAGACAUAAACCUUAGGGACUAAUACAGUGACAGGUGUUAAUUAUGAUGUACAAACUCAUCUCUUAACCUGAGCCGUUCCUUGGAAAUAUUUAACUCAUAUAUUGCCAAGUUUAUAUAUGACAUUAUGGACAGGGGCACACUCUUAAAUUAAUUGGCUCAUUAUUAACUACAGUAUGUUCCAAUAACUUCACUCAGUUCAGGAAGUGUACCACUUAUAAACAGAACUGUACUACCCAUUUCGGAAGUCAUUCAUUACAGAACUGAUGUAAUCAGUGUAGACUUGACAAAGUUCUCACGAGAAACAGUAUGUUAUCCCUCUGCUCCAAAACAUCAACCUUACAAACAAUAAAUUAGUCAUUAGUCAUACAGUAGGUAAAUAAGAGUUUACCUGAGGGUUCAGAUAAACAUGCUGGUAAGGGUGUUACAGGUGUCUUAUACUAUUAGUAUUACUACAUUAUGAAUUUAAGUUUGCCCAGUUUUUGUUCUCAGUGAUGGUGAGGAUGUGGCAGUAUUACCCAAGGUCUUGUAGAGUAGUGCCAGGUGGGCUGGUAAGGGCAAGAUAUCGGUGAGGAUGGAGUAAAUCCGGUUUACUUCUGAUGAAUCAACACAAUGGAUUGAUCUUUUAAAACAUUCCAAACAUUUAAUUGUUUGUGGUGCUGUAUUGUAUAAGUGUAAUUUAUAAUAUGAUUUUUUUACAUGUGUGUUACAGUUUGUGGUUCAUGUGGGCAUUGAAGUGACUUACUUGAGAUUGUUCUCAGCAUUAUUAAUCAUUCCAUAUUGUAAUAUCAUAAGGUUUAUUGCUUAAGAAUUAUAUGAUUAUAGUCUGUAAUGAAGUGCCUGAGCUAUUACAAAUGCACAGCAAUAAUGAAAUCAGAAAAUGUAUUGUAGUUAUUGUUUGAGUUGUGUCAUUGUUAAUCUUCAUAUUGUGGCAAUUUUUUUCUAAACUGUUGUCUUUGUGUUAUGAGAAUGUCAUGAAUGUAUGCACAAUACAGAGAUGUGCCAGAACUACUGUAAGCACAAGGAGAUCCUCGGCCAAUCUUGGUGAAUACUGACUGGCCGAGGUCACUCACAAGUCGACCAGCGUGCCAAACUUGUCUCCACCCCCACCACGCUCCCUCACUGACCCCACCAUGGCUCACACCCAACUUCCUCACACACACACACACACACACACACACUGUAAAUUCUCCCAUCUUGUUAGAAAUGGUAAAAUAAUGAAAUCUGAUUC